Messenger RNA from Vigna unguiculata (cowpea), 1115 nucleotides. RefSeq names its product syntaxin-132-like. The record is from RefSeq and is a predicted model, not a curated record. Gene Ontology annotation, cellular component: plasma membrane; SNARE complex; endomembrane system. Gene Ontology annotation, molecular function: SNARE binding; SNAP receptor activity. Gene Ontology annotation, biological process: exocytosis; intracellular protein transport; vesicle fusion. Lineage: Eukaryota; Viridiplantae; Streptophyta; Magnoliopsida; Fabales; Fabaceae.
CACACUUUUUCUUCUUCUUUCUUCUUUCUUUCUUUCUAUGUGAUGAAUGAAACUCUGGCCUGGUUUGUUGUUAACCAGGUCCUCACCAACUCUUAAAAUCUUAACACCUUUUUCCUAACACGUUCCCUCUUCCCUUUGAAUUUCUCGUUUUCUUUCCACAAUGAACGACCUUCUAACGGAAUCAUUUGACAUCCCACGUCACAGAGGUGGUGACAUUGAGUUAGGAGAAUAUGCGAGGAAUUCAGGAGAACUGGGCUUGGAAAGUUUCUUCAGAAAGGUUCAAGAGCUUGAUAAGCAUUAUGCUAAGCUGGAUAAGCUUUUGAGAAAUCUCCAGGAUGCCCGUGAGGAAGCCAAAGUUGUGACUAAGGCUUCUUCCAUGAAGGCUAUAAAGGAGAAAAUGGAGAAAGAUGUUGAUGAAGUUAAGAAAACUGCAUAUUUCAUAAAGUCCAGAAUUGAAGAAUUGGACAAAGAGAAUUUGACAAACAGGCAAAAGACUGGAUGUGGAAAAGGAUCAGGGGUUGACCGCUCAAGAACAGCAACAACCAUUUCUUUAAAAAAGAAACUGAAGGAUAAAAUGGCAGAAUUUCAGACCCUAAGAGAGGUCAUCCAUCAAGAGUAUCGUGAGGUUGUUGAGAGACGAGUUUUUACAGUUACGGGCGCAAGAGCCGAUGAAGAGACAAUUGACAGAUUAAUUGAAACUGGAGAUAGUGAACAAAUUUUCCAGAAGGCAAUUCAGGAACAAGGACGAGGCCAGAUAAUGGACACCUUGGAUGAAAUACAAGAGCGACACGAAGCAGUUAGAGAUGUUGAGAAAAAGCUUCUUGAUUUACAACAGAUAUUUCUGGAUAUUGCGGUGUUAGUGGAUGCCCAAGGAGAAAUGCUUGACAACAUUGAAACACAGGUUUCAAGUGCAGUGGAUCACGUGCAGCAAGGUAACACUGCCCUUGUUAAAGCCAAGAAACUUCAAAAGAACUCUAGAAAAUGGAUGUGUGUUGCAAUCUUGAUACUUCUCAUUUUUAUUAUAAUCAUCGUUGUCUCUGUCAUCAAACCAUGGGUUCACAAAAAUGGUGCAUAAUUGCAUAACUUAUAUGCCAUCAUUUUCUUUUUUCCUGAUC